CUCUCUCUCUCUCUCUAGGAAGGUCUCAGAGAUGGGGAGUCGAAUCCCUUCGCACCAGCUCAGCAACGGCCUCUACGUCUCGGGCCGGCCCGAGCAGCUCAAGGAGCGGCUGCCCACAAUGGCGUCGAGGGCCGUGCCGUACACAGGCGGCGACGUCAAGAAGUCCGGCGAGCUCGGCAAGAUGUUCGACAUUCCCGUCUCCGGCGAGGGCCCACCCUCCCUCAAGCACUCCCGCCCCUCCUCCUCCUCCCAGCACAACAGCGGAUCCGUCCGAUCUGGCCCGAACUCCGGCCCCGUGCCCAAGCCUGGGUCCAAUUCCGGCCCCGUCAAGAAGACCGCCUCGGGCCCCAUGAUUCCCUUAGCCCCGACGGGGCUGAUCACCUCCGGGCCAAUCGGGUCGGGCCCGCUCGGCUCGGGGCGGGCCAGGUCGGGCCAGCUGGAGCAGCCGGCGGGGACGGCGAAGGCGGUGUACGGGUCGGCGGUGACGAGCCUGAGCGAGGAGGCGAGGGUGGGGUUCAGGGUCUCGAAGGCGGUGGUGUGGGUGUUCUUGAUAGUGGUGGCGAUGGGGGUGCUGGUGGGGGCGUUCUUGAUGGCGGCGGUGAAGAAGGCGGUGAUACUGGUGGCAGUGGCGGCGGUGGUGGCGCCGGCGGUAGCGGUGGUGGCCUGGAACUGGGCGUGGAGGAGGAGGGGGCUGCUAGGGUUUGUGAGGAGGUACCCCGACGCGGAGCUCAGAGGUGCUGUCGAUGGACAGUAUGUGAAGGUCACUGGGGUUGUCACCUGCGGCAGCAUUCCUUUGGAAUCAUCCUAUCAGAAGGUGCAAAGAUGUGUGUACAUUUCGACAGAAUUGUAUGAAUAUAAAGGAUGGGGAGGAAAAUCUGCAAAUCCGAAACACCGUUGCUUCUCAUGGGGAUGUAGACAUUCAGAGAGGUACAUGGCUGACUUCUACAUAUCAGACUUCCAGUCGGGAUUGAGAGCAUUAGUUAAGGCAGGCUAUGGAGCGAAGGUUGCUCCAUUUGUCAAACCAACCACAGCUGUAGAUGUGACCAAGGAAAAGAGAGAUUUGUCUCCAAGCUUCUUGCGCUGGCUUGCAGAGCGUAGCCUUUCGUAUGAUGAUCGUGUUAUGCGCCUCAAGGAAGGAUAUAUAAAAGAAGGAAGCACUGUAAGUGUCAUGGGGGUCGUGCGACGCCAUGAUAACGUACUCAUGAUUGUUCCACCGCCGGAGCCCAUAUCAACGGGCUGCCAAUGGGCCCAAUGCCUCCUUCCAACCUACGUGGAAGGCCUUAUCAUGACGUGUGCAGACAACCAAGAUGCUGACGUAGUGAACGUGUAAAUACCACGGGGCUUCAUCUUGUUAUAUUAUUCACGACGUGCUCUCUCACGAAUAUGUCUAAACGAUGGAAAUACGACGGUUUCCUGUGAAAGACUUUCUGCUGUUUUGUGAGUGUUCUUGAAAGGGGCGAGGAAAUGUUGCAUCCCGACAGCUGAUGAUCGACGAGGGUUGAAGGGAAUAGUUGAGACUCUAGAACUAUCAAUGAUGCGCAGGUUGUGAUGAAAGAUCCCUCAAGGGGACAGAGUAUAUAUUCCUUUCCACGAGGCUUAGGGGAAAAAGUGUAUAUUAUUAUGCUGCAGAUUUCUGAAUGUGGUUGAUUUUAUUAUGUACAUAAGUUGCAAGGCUUCUUCUGAGGAAUGCAGAAAGUGGUUUGCUUCUCUUCA
Molecule: messenger RNA, 1713 nt
Organism: Rhodamnia argentea
Lineage: Eukaryota; Viridiplantae; Streptophyta; Magnoliopsida; Myrtales; Myrtaceae
Exons: 4
Coding region: 32-1330 (432 amino acids)
Source: RefSeq, a predicted model, not a curated record